AUCCAAUAAUUGCUUUUCUUAUUCACAUCAUUUUGUUGUACCUUUUCCUGGUUUUUCUACUUAAACAUGCCUGUUUAAAUUGUGUCUUGUGAAGCAAUUGUCAUUAUAUUUUCAAAAAAGUAUAUACACGCAUAAUAACAUUACUGUAGAUAGUAACAACUCUUUCAGGCAACAAAGCACAAAAUUGUUCAAAGUUUUAAAAUUACACUUAAGUAAGCAGAUGUAGUUAAAACAAUGUAUUAUAUAAACAUAUAUGUUUAAGGGUUAUAUAUUUAGAGUAGUUGUUGUAAAAAUGCUUUACACUAAAUCCAUUUAAGACCAUUAUAAAUUAACUAAUUACAGGUGGAGUUAUGAUAUUUCCUCCCAGGAAAGUAUUUCCAUGUUUGCCUUUAACUCCUUUUUGUUUCUCUUUUACUGCCCAGUUUUUGUUCGGAAAGGUGCGACAUAUUUUCUCACGCGCCCAUUUUCCCCUCCCAUAGGCGCAGGUAGAGUGUAACCCAUCUGUUGAUUUACACAAUGCGCACACUUUAUUUUAAACCUCCGGCACGGCACACCCUCGCCCUUUGACACGCAUACAGCAGGUUUAAGCCUUGCCAAAAAACAGAAAGAGAAAAUUUGCGCACGGGCGCCCAUGUGGCACACUCACUCCGUGGCUGUACAUUAAAACAAACAUCCCACGGAAGCAGCCAAUGGCAGCCGAUCCUCGUGCAGAGAUGCUGAGACGCGGAGGGGAGGGGGCAGUUUAGGUGGGUGGGACAAACAGCGGCAUAGAAAGGGGGAUGCUGCAGCCCCGUCCUCCUCAUAUCUCUCCACCCAGCCCUAGAAUAAAAUCCACCGGUGACGUGCGCGCAGAGAAGCACCCAGCAGUAUGUGCGCGCCCACGGGAGGGGCCGAUAGAAAAUGGCGAGUCUGUGCAAAAGGCAGCAAUGCACGAUAGAGAGGCGCGGCUUUCGGCAGGAACUUGACUCUUGGAGGCACAAACUCAUUCACUGUGUAGGCUUUGAAAGCAUCUUGGAGGGCUUGUUUGGGCCGGGACUAGUCAAGGACGUCACUUUUUUCCAAGACUGCGAGCCAGAGGAAGUGUCUGACUGGUCCUUCGAUGAAAACUGUCUCUUCUGCUGCUUAAGACGUGAGAAAAACAAGGAGCACAUCGUGGAAAACGGUGGAGGCGGCCACGUGCUGUCGGAGUGUGAGGACUUCAAACAGGGGCAGUCUCGGAUCAGCCGGCUGGAGAGACAGGCCCGAGACUUCCUCAAUGCUGUGUUCCACAGAAAAGACCUCCCAAGUUUCUCUGACCCUCACAUUCCUCUAGUGGCUCGUGAGAUCAUGCAGCGAAUGAUCCACCAGUUCGCUGCCGAAUAUACCUCAAAAACUACUCAGGAAGACCUGCCCCUGCCCAACGGCACCAUGAAGGACCAAAGCCUGCCGAGAGCGGUGUCUCUGCCCCCCGCCCCGACCUCCCCGGCCGGGCCCACGCCCGGCUCCCCUCCGUCGUCGGCCUCCUCCUCUCCGUCCCCGACUCCGGGAGCGGGCUUCAGCCCCACCGCCGUCACCUCGGCGCCCGCCAGCAUCCAGAGCAGCAACGGGACGGGAGCCGGCAACAGCGGAGGGGGUGGAGGAGGUGCGGCUGCUGCCUCUGCACAGAACCCGGUCCUCAGCAAGCUUCUGAUGGCGGACCAGGACGGCCCAUUGGACCUGACUGUCAGAAAGGCGCCGGCUGACCAGGAGCCCAGCCAGCAGGAUGGAGUCUUGGACCUCUCCACAAAGAAGAACAACAGCAGAGGAAGCCCGACAACUUUACAAGGCUUCACUCUUGCAGCUGGGGACAAAGGACAUUUGCUGAAGGCGGAGCGUACCCUGUCAGAAGUGGAGGAAGAGGACGGCCUCCUGCAGAAGAGUCUGCAGGACGGCCUGAGGGAGAGCUACGCCAACUCCACCUCCUUCAAGCCGCCGCUGGCCCGCUCGCUGCGCAUCAAGGAGGAGCUCCUCAGCCAGAAGCACCGCCUGCUGAGCCAGCCCGCCGCUCUGUCUCUGGCCAGCCUAGAGUCGGCCGGCUUGCUUAAUCACGGGCAGUCCCACUCCUUACUCAGCCAAAAGGGCUCCUCUUCUCUCUGGGAAAGCAAGGCCCACCUCGAAAGCCUGAUGAAGCUAAAGCAGGCCGGUGGGGCUCUAAGCGACCUCAAAGACCUGCCUACAUUCCUGGAAAAUCACCACAACCACCAUGGAGCCUUCUCGUACAAGAGUUCCCUCCACCAUCACAGCCACAAUCAGGCCUCCAAGGCUCAGCACCACCACAGCGACGGGAAGCGAGAGCAGGGCCACUCGCCGCCCGUCGACCUGAAGAUCCCACAGGUUCGGGGCAUGGAUCUGUCCUGGGACUCCCACGCCUCCGAGCUGUACGGCUACGGCGCCAUGGGCGUCGGGUCGGGAGGUCACGGCGAGAACAGUCUGAGCCGGAAGCUGAGAGCCAUCUUGCCCAAACAGAACCGGCGCGGCGGGAGCCUGGGGAGCCUGCUGGACGGGGCGGCGGAGUACUGGAACGCCGACAUAGACAGUUCCACCUCCGGCCCGGCGUACUCCAUCUCCGACGUGGAAGUGGACCCGAGCUCCAAGCAGCCGAGGAAGAAGAGGGGCCGCUACCGCCAGUACAACAGCGAGAUCCUGGAGGAAGCCAUAGCCGUGGUGAUGAGCGGGAAGAUGAGCGUGUCCAAGGCGCAGAACAUGUACGGCAUCCCGCACAGCACCCUGGAGUACAAGGUGAAGGAGCGCAUGGGAACCCUGAAGAACCCCCCAAAGAAGAAGCUGAAGCUGAUGAUGAAGAUGGAGGCGGGAGGCCAGGAUUUCCCGGCGGAGCCAGAGAACGCAGCCGCCACGACCCCGCGAGACGACGGGCUGGCGCUAGCCGCUGCCGAGCUGAAGGAAAACGCAAAGGAGAAGGCGGACGACGAUUCCAAACCAAUCGACUAACCAACCCACACGCUAAACCUCACACGACGUUCGUUCGUCACUUCAAACAUGGAUGGGGCUUUCUUUGUGCCAAUUUGCUUUGCAGUAUCUGGGUGAGCACAAACGGAGGGACGGAAGGAGGAGGAUUCCUAAAAAACUGCAGAGAAACAUCUAAUCGGACACUUUUUACCCGCCCGCCAGGCGCCGAGCGAGCAUUUGUUUAUAAGCUUUUAUAUCCAAAGCUUAACAAAUGCAACGAAGAACAACAGUUAAGUAAAAGACAAUUAAUGAAAAUUCUUUAAGCAUGCUGAUAAUCCCCAGCCCCAAAAACCCCGACCUCUCCUUUUACUGAACUCUACACACGGAUCUGUUGCUGCUUACAAACGGAGUUUGGGCUUUGGAUGAAUUCUAUCUACUCUGGGGAAAACAAAUGAAUGUUCAAAAUUUACAAACACAAUCCGACCAAUUGGGCCCGUUGCCACUCCCCUCUCUCAGAGAAUUUUCUGAAAUUGGUAAGUGAACUGUUUCUUACGUUUGAAGCCGACUGUAGGGUUGAAUCAUCCCAUCGUUUCCUCACACGGGUUCGGAAUCAAACCCAUCCUCCUCUUGCCAGGUAGCCAUGAUGCUUUAACUGCAAAACUCUUUUCUUUCCUCCUUAAGAAUAUAAUCUCUGUGCAGACGAAAGCAAGAUUAACCCGUCCUCUUGUGAGCAAGAGAAGACACACAGUCAUUCAGGGAUGCAUGUUUGUGAGUUUCGUGGACACUACUGACUUCUGUAAUCAACUCCUUUUCUUCUCUUUUCUUUUCGUUUGGUUUGCUUUCUUUUGCACUACACUUUGGGUCUGGCGCUCACAGACCACGUUACCUCGGCAUUGUUGCCCAUGCAUCAUGCACUUAUUAUGGUCUGUCUCUGAAGCCCAGUCGCAACCUUGCAACGGGUCAGAGGUGCACAUCGCCUUCGAAUGCUGAUUCAUAUUCAGAAGCGGGACGCUCUGAAUUCACCCUCGUCUUUUCUUAUUUUCUUUUUUCCCCGUUUUGGUUUUGUUCUCACGCCAAGGGACAACUUGAAGGGUACUCUGAUUAUGGAUCAGCCGUUUUUAGGGCGGGAUGCUACCUCAUGGACCUCCUUCAGUCUGCUGAUCCUGGAAAAGGCGGAGCCACCUUCAGGUUGCCCUCCAAAAAAAACAAAAAAAAACAAACGGUGACCAAAGUGAGCUCGACACCCUCAUGUAACGGCUUCUGGACGGCGGCGGCGGCGGCCUUUUGGGAUCAGAAUGUGAAACUGUGCUGCUAUCCAGUUCAUCGUCUCGACUCCUGCGAAGGCUUUUAGCGGGCCCAGGCUGAAUCAUUUGAACUUAGCCAAUAACAUCUUACUGCUGA
This is a messenger RNA of Poecilia reticulata (guppy), 4326 nucleotides long. It is a transcript of the gene lcor, whose product is annotated as ligand dependent nuclear receptor corepressor. Gene Ontology annotation, molecular function: DNA binding. Gene Ontology annotation, biological process: regulation of transcription by RNA polymerase II. The record is from RefSeq and is a predicted model, not a curated record. Gene Ontology annotation, cellular component: nucleus. Lineage: Eukaryota; Metazoa; Chordata; Actinopteri; Cyprinodontiformes; Poeciliidae.